Molecule: messenger RNA, 6346 nt
Organism: Felis catus (domestic cat)
Lineage: Eukaryota; Metazoa; Chordata; Mammalia; Carnivora; Felidae
Product: protein FAM170A-like
Exons: 6
Coding region: 1732-3051 (439 amino acids)
Biological process (GO): fertilization
Cellular component (GO): nucleus
Source: RefSeq, a predicted model, not a curated record
AUUUGCCGUAGCAGCAAAAGGAAACUAAUACAGUAAAGAAUCUUCAGAACAAUUCUUUCUCUUGGAUCUAGACAUAAUCUGAGGCAUUUUACUUUUGGGUGAAAUUACUCUUUUUUUUUCUUCCAAAAAGUAUUGACUGUUGAGUUCAUAAUUCUGCUUAGUAACUAGUCUGGUUAAGGAAGUACUUGUGAUAAUUUGAUUGCAUUAUAUUUUCUUUUUAUCUCUGAUCACAUUCUUCCCUGUAGUCAUAUAUUUUAAGGGGCAUGACUUAUACCCUUGGAAAUUAAUUCUGUCACAUGUACCUAUCAUACUUUGCUUGCCCUUUCUUCUUGAGUUGGAAACUAAAGUAAACAAAAAUUAGCGCUCCCUGCUGGUAUAUAUAGUGCCAUGAGUAUCGCUCUUGUAAUGACCUCUUUAUGGAAUGAAAUUGUAGACUUGUGGAGUAAAUGCUUAUUUAAUUUUACAAAAUAUUGACUAAUUGUUCUUCACCAUGGCUACAUAAGUCAUUUUAGAUCAUGAGGAUUCCUUUUUUUACCCAUAUCUUUAUAAUCAUUUUUUUACCAAUUUUUUUACUAUUUUUUUUACCAAUAUGAUACAUGUAAAAUAGUAUCUAAUUUUUGUUUUGCUAACAAGGCUGAGCAUUUCUUGAUAAAUGUGCCUGCCAUUCAGUGGCUGUAAGAGGCUGAGCCCCUGGUGAGUGAGGGGAAUGUGCAGAGGCAGUGCCUACUGGGACCAAAGAAGACAGAAGGAGGCCAUAGAUUAUGGCCUGGUUUUAGUCCAGCUGCUGUGGUAGAAGUAAAUACAGAUUGUCCCUACGGGAGGGGGUGUAUGCAGUGGUAGAUGGGAGAUAGGAUGGAGCUAACCACAGAGUUCAAACCCUAUACAGAGCCCCGCUCCUUCCAGAGGACAUAGACUGGGGCCUGGAACAGUAGCCUGUAGAAUGAGACCUUCAUGCUUGAGGACAAGCUUCAUUAUGUCAUCCAGGGAAUGUAAAUGUAAUCCAAGGGCUUAACUUUCCCCAAAUCUCUUGGGAAAUAAUUAGAAAAAAGAGUAGCAAAAGAGACAACGGCUUGUUGUCACAAUACAUAAGACUAUUCCCGGGAGUGGGGAAUGUCAAUACAUUUUAGGGUUGUAUAGGAUUAUGAGAUGUCCUCAACUGCAUAUGUAUAUACCAACAUAUACCUUACAUAUAACCAUUUCACAUAAGUUAAAUAGUACUGCUAAUAAGAUCUAAUGUCAACUCUUUUCUACCAUUCAGACCUAGUUCUCUCAGGUACGAUUUUAAUAUCUUCUACAUGGGGAGAUUUAGUAAUGCGGUUACUGUAGAUACAUAAAAGAAUGUUCUUUGUUUGAUCCAAGUCAUGUCUAGUUUUGAUAUCAAGUGCAAAGUUCACAAAUUCAAGCCACUGAUGGGGUUUUCACUGGGGGGAAAGCAAUUGCUCUAGUCAGUGGGUCAUGGCACUCCUUCUGUCCUGUGAGUACCAGCUGUGUCCCUGGGGUGCACUGAUGUAACGCAUAGGUCACAGAAUUCUGAUGCUGACUUGCAUCAUAAUAGUCCUGAUGGUGUACUGAGCACUGGUCAAGACAGUGAUUUAGUGAGGAGGUAACUUCUCAAGUGAGUUGUUGUUCUUGAAUAUACUGAUUUGAUUCUCUGUUAUUUUCCACUGACUCUCUGAGAGCAGAGUUUCAGGGAGAAAGGUAUUGAUUUGAGUCACUCUGAAGAGGUGAACCAUGAAGCAGAAACAAAAAAGGAAACAUCUGGAAAGUAUAUACUUUCCCGAAACUUCCAAGAAGUCAAGAGCAUAUAUGAAUUUAAAAGUUCUGCAUCAUGGACACAAGGGAAUGGCCCCAACUCAAGACCAGAUAGCAAGGGGAGAUUCUUCCUCUUCAGAUUACUUCUCCUGCAUCUCUUCAGAAAACAUGUUUGCUGGUGCUGGAAUCCCAAAGUCACACAAAUAUGAUCCACCACCUGAGUCUUCUUUGGAAGACAGUACUCUGGUCUCUGAGGCAAAAGAUGGACACUCUGAAUUGAAAUACUUCUCCUGUAACUCCUCCUUUCACCAUCACCCUUAUGUUGAGGUCUUAAAAUCAGGUGAAGACUCUUCACAUUCUGGACCCUCUAGGUUGGUCCAGUUCCACAACCAGAUGGCAAAGGUUUCAGGCUCAGAACAGAUCUUCGGUGUCCCUUCUCCAGACAGGCCCAUUCACAGUGAAGUCACGAAAGGUCAAGAGGAUGUCCCUCCUGCUGAGUCAUGUGUAGUGGUCCCUGCCUGCAAUCAGGCAGCAGAAGAAAAGUCCUCUGUCUCAGAAUACUUUUCCUGUGUUUCCUCUGUACGCAAGCUCGUUCCUGUUGAUGAGUGUGGAAUCCAUCAGUUACAUCAAGGUGUUUCUUGUCUUCGAUACCAGUUGGAGACUUCCUCCCCCUUUCCACACGUCUCCUUCCCAUUCCAUUUGGUCAGUGAUACUAAGUCCUCUUUUACCUCAGAAGACACGAAAGAGGAAAGGCUCAUGAAAAUUUACUAUAUGCGUGUCCAGAUGAAAAGGGGAGUGGCUGCCUUAUGUGACACAGAGGAAGGACUGGAGCCUCCCUCAAAGAAGACAAGAAUGGAAGAAAUGACCUUUCUUGAAAAGAGCCCUACAGAAGCCACCCUCUCUUAUGUGGGUACGAAGGAACUCCUGACUGACAGUGAGUCAAGCUGGAACAACGAAGACCAAGGGGAACAGGAGGAGGUUGAGAGUCCAGCAGAACCUCCAGCUGUAGAUGAGUGUUCCAGGGCCAAGACGCCCGAAUGGCUGGUGUCCCAGGAUAGUGGUGUCAGGUGCAUGGGCUGCUGCCGGGUCUUCCCCACCUUAGAAGUCCUCCAGCAGCACGUGCAGCAUGGGAUCAGUGAGGGCUUUAGCUGCCGUACUUUCCAUCUUACCUUGACUUGGCUGAAGAGCAAGAAGAGCAGGAUAGAGAAGAAGAGGAGGAGGAAGAGGGAGAAAGUCAGGAAGAUAAUGUUCCAAUGCCAGAAAGGAAAGCAUUUUGGCAUGAAAUCUUCACACAAAUAAACAGACUGUUUUUCAGCCCCUAAGAGGAAGUAGAGUAGGCCUUACUCUACUGAGGGGGCUUCAUCUUCUCUAAACAGCCCUAAUACCCACUGUUGUUUAUUUACACCCACCCCCACCCUCACCACUAUCACACACCACCCAUAGGAGCAGAGACCCAUUUUCACUUUUACCCACUCCUCUCCCAAGAAGGAGGAAGAAGAAGGGAGGUCACACCUUGCGGAACAGCAAGAUGUUCUUGAGCCAACGAAAGAACAGUGAACACCAGUAUAUCAUCGCCACCAUUACAGUUGAGAAAAAAAAGACUCACUGGAAGGUGGCAACUGCUAGGGGCCAAAUUGUAGAAGAGGUGAGGGCCCUUGGGGUAAGAGAGCACCUCAAGGGUAUUUGGGAUUCAGGGUUCUGAGAAAAGGUGGCAGCCAGCAGAGAUGCCUCCCGAGGUUCUCCAGUAACUGUGAUGAUGAAUUUCCUUCAGAAGAAUAUAGACUUGAAAGUGGAAUUAAUUAGUGAGAAUGCUUCCUUUUUAUGUCUUUUGAGGAGACAGGAGUAAAGACAGACCAGUCUGGUAGUUCAGUAGGUCAGACAAGCCUGGGCCCAUCAUUCCUAGGUAAACCAAAUGUCUUGGGAGUCACAUCCACCCUAAAUAUAUUCCUGGGCCUGCCUCCCUUUCAAGAGGCACAGGGCUUAGCAGGGACAAAUAUUGUCUCCUAGAGGAAGGGUUGGUACACAGGCCAGUCUCCCUAGGUGUGAGUGAGAUCUCAGGUGUCAUAUUGUGAGUUGCAUACCUUGAGGAAUCUGCUGGGGAGUUACAACCACUUGAGAGAAACAACCAAUGGAAUCCUUUUUUUGUUGUUUUGUUGUUGCUGUUUUACCUCUUUGGUAUAUACUAUUUGCCUGUAGUUCUGGUUGCUUUCUCUCAAGUGUCAGAUGCAACUGGAGGAGGAGAGGGAUUGAGGGUACCCUUCUGCCAAGGAUCCUUUCUGGAAGCUUUUAAUGUGUUGCUUCCUGGAGGAUCCUCAUAUUCUUUUAUGAAAGUGCACAGUCCCCACAUCUUAUUCUUUAUUUUUGCUGCAGUAUCAAGUGCCUUGUUCUAAGGGAUCUAUAGAGGGGUUAAACAUAGAUGAAACUACAAAGACAUUGCAAAGCCAGCUUCACACUACAACGAAUGGGUGUAUGUCUUUUUAGUUAAUGGGACGAAGGAAGGGCUCAUUUUCCAUGCUCCAGAAAUCAGUUAGACUGUAGCCUGGGAAUGGCCCCAAAUUUUCUGAAUAAUGUAGAGUGAGUGAGGACUUAUCACUAAAAUAAGAAAAGCUGCCUUCCUCACUGAAGGGACCCUCUUCUCUGUUUUGGUUUUCUCACAGCAACAGAGACCUAUGGCCCAAAGAUUUCAAGUGAUGGUAUCCAGUACCUUCCUACAGUCUGAUGGGAGCACAAAAGUUCUCGUGAGCCCCAUAGCAGGGAGGGCUAGCUGUAGAUGGAUGUCCCUGAUCCUUUGCAGCUGCUCCCAAGUUACCCUGGUAAAAUGUGGUGCCCGUGUCUGGAGAAAAUAUCCACAUGGACCUGUGAGGAGCCCGAGGAACACCAGGAAUACUGUGCACUCAGGAGAUCUGCAAGACAACUUUCCUGCCCCUGCCAGCCCACCUCACCCCUCCAGGAGUCCGAUGCCAUUGCAGACAUCUGCAAGGUUGCCUUGUGGAGAAGAGGGCGAUAUCCCUAGAGAAAUCGUAGUACUGUGGAAAGCACAUUUCUCAUACCUAGACCUUUCACCGGUGCAACAGAAGGUUGAUGAGGACUUGGCAGGACUCCAGGGAGGAGAUUGCUAACUUAACAGAAGGUUUAAAAGGAUAUGUCAGUUUCUUUCCCAGUCUCAGAUCUACUUGUAGCUUCUCAGGUCCCUUUCAUUUAGUGGAGGCUUGACCACCUGGCUUGUAGUCUUAUUCUCUAGCCCAGCUGUCGCUCUUCAACCCACCAAAUGUAUUCCCCUCCUCCAUACCUUCUAUCCAGAAUACAUGUAGCAGAGCAUGAACACUGACGGAUACAGAUGGUACAGAUUGUCAUCCAUACCUUUUCACCCACGCAUUCCCACCAACAUAGUCUUUGUUAACAACUUGACUUAUUUUUCGAUAUCUUUUUCUUUAAACGCACAUAUACCUUUCCCCUACCUUUCUCUAACAUGCUCACCCACACAGUUAUUUGCCUGGGGAGCCAUUCUUAUCAUUGAGACAGGAAAAGCUAGUGUACAGACGAAACCAAAAGUAAAGAAAACCCACUCCUUGGCUUUCAUGAGCUCGUGCACGUGUAGGUGUACACACACUUCUUACAUGAUCAAAGUAGGAAGGAUGGAACGUAUGACAAACAUCAGAGACGAUCAAGUAUAUGUACCCAAGGGUGUCCCAAAAGUCAUAGCGCACUUUCAAGCUUAAUCAUUUUAGAAACCUAAAAGCUACCAAUUUUUGAACAAUAUAAUUUGCAUGUUGAAUUAUUUGCAUGCCACUUAACACUGUAAUAAUACAUUUUCAAAGAUAAAUUGUAAUUUUUCUUUGUCAUCUGCCAUCUUCAGUCAGAGGGACAGAUACACACAAAAAAUGUUUUUAAAGCAUUAGUGACAGUUCACAAAGCUAUAUAAGGGAAAUUAAAAUAGUUCAACUUUCAGAUGGUGGUGUUUAUAAUUUGUAGCUUUUGCAGUUCUGGUAUUACUAAAGCUUAAAACUGACCUAUGGCAUUUGGGACACCUAUAUGUAUAUAUACAGUAUAUCCAGGUGUGUGUAAUAUAUAUACAGAUACACAUCUCUUCUAUAUAUAUGUAUAUGUCAUAUAUAUAUAUGAUUAUCUUGAAACUAUUUUUAUGUCUAUUGCCCCUAUGGAUAUGUACAUAUAAGAAGUGUGUGUGUACCCGUGUGUCAUAGAAGGGGUGGAUUAUAGUUGCUUUUGCUUUCAUCUGUGUAAUUCUUUUUCCUGCUUCCUUUGAUAAGAAGCUCUACUUUCUGGCCACAAAUAUAUGGGCAAGUAAGUCAGACUAGUGAAGUCCUUACUUCGCUACUUGGCUUCCAUGAUUCACCCUGGGAAUAAUCAUCAGUCUGGGUUGUACUGAUAGCUUGGAAAAUUAAAAUAGAGGAGCUGGAGACUGGGGCAAUUGGUGGGGAGUUCUCCUUUGUCUGCAACUCAAGGUCUAUGAGCCUCUAUGACUGGACACGCUUCAAUUCCUCCUUUUUAGAAGACCUGGCUGUUUUAACUAUUAGUCUAAUAUGCUAAGCACCCCCACUAACCACUUCAAUAAAUUCUUGUUUUGUUUCCAUUA